Messenger RNA from Paralichthys olivaceus (Japanese flounder), 1423 nucleotides. It is a transcript of the gene txn2, whose product is annotated as thioredoxin 2. Gene Ontology annotation, cellular component: mitochondrion. The record is from RefSeq and is a predicted model, not a curated record. Gene Ontology annotation, biological process: cell redox homeostasis. Lineage: Eukaryota; Metazoa; Chordata; Actinopteri; Pleuronectiformes; Paralichthyidae. Gene Ontology annotation, molecular function: protein-disulfide reductase activity.
UCCACAUCCGCUCGGUGACUUCUUUUUAAAUCUGCGGCUCCAGACCGGAAGUGCUCGUUUGUUCCGCGAGGUGAAGAUCAGCAGCAGGAGAGAAACGUAAACAUCAAGAUGGCUCACAGGCUGCUAGUACGUAGAAUUUGGACGCUGUCCGCGAAAGAUACCCGCUGCCUCCCAACAUCCACUGCCUCCAUCGCGUCCUCUUCCUUCUCCACCUCCCUGCAGUCCGCCACAGCCCGGGUCCUCCUCCUCUCUCCGUCGCGCACCCUGCCUCGCUCCCUUCCUCACACCUUCAGCCGGACGGUCUCCUUCAAUGUCCAGGACCACGAGGACUUCACAGAGAGGGUCAUCAACAGCGAACUGCCCGUGCUCGUUGACUUCCACGCACAGUGGUGUGGUCCCUGUAAGAUCCUCGGGCCGAGGUUGGAGAAGGCUAUUGCGAAACAGAAAGGCCGCGUUGCCAUGGCCAAAGUGGACAUAGACGAUCACACAGACCUCGCUAUUGAAUAUGGGGUGUCUGCUGUCCCGACAGUCAUCGCCAUCCGGGGAGGGGACGUCGUCGACCAAUUUGUUGGGAUCAAAGAUGACAAUGAGCUGGACUCAUUUGUCAGCAAAGUCAUUGGACAGUGAAGCAUCUGUUCCCGCCCUGCCACUCACCAACAUACUUCCUAUUUCUUUUGUACGACUCUUAACAUGGUCGGCAGUUCUUCGCCGCCAUCUUGAGCCUGUUUAGCAGCCGCCAACAAUAAUUACAAACACGCCACGUUCCCAGCUGGCAAACUCUCAAACUCUCACACCCAUACCUAGACACACUGCCUCAGCUGUGUAUCGCUGCUUCCAUCUCGUUCUUGGUUCUCUUGUUUAGUGAUGGGUGUGUGCCUCCAUUAGCCUUUUAGUUCAGGCUGUGCUCCAGUUUGGAGCAGUUCCUUUUUCUCUUGAAUAAUGUGACGGCUCCUCGGCUCCUCUUUCAUACCCCGGAGCUGCCGAGCUGGUGUGUAACAGUUUGCUGUCUGUAGAAUGGAAAGUACACCGCUGUUAUGCACUUAUACUGUUUUACAUGAGGGACAAACAUUUAUAGUUUUAAUUGUGAAGAGGAUUUAACUUAAAACCGGACAAUACUGAAUGAGAAUCUUGUUAUCUGUAGUUCCUGCUUUUCUCCACGAGAGGGUGGCAUUUCGUUAACAUUGCAAAGCCACACAUGGUCAUUUUACACCAUUAUGCCUAACAAUGUGAGAGAGGAAGAAGUCUGUCUGUCUGUCUGUCUGUCUGUCCGUCUGUCCGUGUGUCUGUGUGGGUCCUGACUGUGAAGCUUAAGUCGAGCAGGAAUUGCAAAUUCUGAGUUUGAUUUAGUUUCUUACUGGAAUGAGCUCUAUGUACGGAAAACAAGUGAGAAAAGCAAGUAAUAAAUAAAGAUGUUCUGAAUUCA